Anarrhichthys ocellatus (wolf-eel) is the source of this 3330-nucleotide messenger RNA. RefSeq lists its product as uncharacterized. NCBI's taxonomy places the organism in Eukaryota, Metazoa, Chordata, Actinopteri, Perciformes, Anarhichadidae. The record is from RefSeq and is a predicted model, not a curated record. Bases 1310 to 2008 code for a protein of 232 amino acids. The transcript has 3 exons.
GAAACUGGGCCUCGUCUCAGUGAUUAGGGAGUGAGUCAAAAGGAUAAUGUUUGUAAAUCUACAUUUAUAUUUUAAGGGUGUAACACAUCCACAUGUUUAAAGCGAUGGAUAACACCAGUUAGGUGUUAAAGCACAACAUCUACGGUCGGAUUAGCACACUUGGGACAAAAAUGAGCAUUGAGCACGGGUCCCUGUGGGAACGUCAAACUUCCAGGACAGAUGUUAUGAAGAUGGACUUAACCAGCAGUUAAAGUACCACUGUGUAGCUUUUAAAAGAAGAAGAAAUAAGACCAUAUGUAUUCCAAUCAAAACUGAAAAGUCUUUCUUACGCACAAGAAGAAAACACACCCUUGUUUAAAUGUAUAUUCAUUAAAUAUUUGUUGUAUUGUGAUUGAUUUCAGCUCCACUGUUGUCACAUUAGCCAACAAGCUUUAUUCAGGAAAUCGGGGGUUUAUUUUAAUAAACAAGAGAUUUGUCUGAACAGUGUUACAGUUUAAUUAAACGCAACAUUGAUUCCUCCUUGAUGUUUUCUCCAAGCUCUCUCAGGGUUCUUGUCUGCAUGUUGGCUUGAAAGUUAUCCGUGGAGCUUGUUAGAGCUGAGAGGGAAAACCUGAAGACACUAAUCUGGGCUGAAAAAAAGUGUCAACAUGUUUUACAGAUAAAAACUAAAAUGUAUUUAAUCUGUUUGUUUUUACUUUGAUAGAUAUCCAAAAGUUAAAGACGCAACAUUAUCUAACAUGAAGUAUUAGUGUUAGUUUAAUUUGGGUCAUCUGGAAUAUAUAGCGUUUAUUUAAGUAUCGGGUUUAAGGAAAGAGCUGUAAGGUAGGCUAUUUGAAACUAAUAGGAUAGAGUGUGCAAAACAUUGACCAAGGAAUGACAUGUCACUGUAGACUCAGUGGGACUUUAAAUCUCAGGUGAGAGGAAAACACCUUUCACUCCCUCACCGACCGUAAACCCGGCUUGACUCCCCGCAGACCUGGUCGACGGGUCCUGUCACGAACCAUUUCGAUCUCCCGGUCUGUGCAGUAAAAUCGGAUUACCGGCACAUACAAAGUACAGUAGAGCCGAGCACGUUGCAACGCGCCGUGCCAGCUCCAACCUGAUCCUUGAACCGGAGGAUGUGACGUCACGCUCGGAGAGGAGAUUGUCGGUAACGCUGCUCGUUAACGGUGAUGUUUGCCGAGGAUUAUCACGGGGGUGGGGUGGACCAACUGUGAGUGAAUGCAGCCGGCUCAGGUGAACCGUAAAGCGGGAUAGAAGUCACAACACGGGGCCUGAACAACACCACCGCGCACCGAGCUCCGCGGUCAUGGAUCUAACUUUUGUGCUGUCCGUCGCUAUCUUCACGCUGCUCGCGCUCGUGGUCGCGACGUCGCUGCUUAACGGUUCUUCGUCCGCGGGCGAGUUAUUUGCAAGUUAUUUCGGACGCGCAGGAGACGAUGGUGCAGCCGGAGGAUUAGAUCAACCACCGGGGCCGACGCAGAACGGACAUUUGCCGGACAAUAAGAAGAAGACGACGCAGCAGCAGAAGAAGAAGAAGAAGGCGGAGGACGACUGGUGUGAGAUCAGCGGGAGCGCCCACGAUCACUGGGAUGUGGUGAAAUCUGUGCUUUCAGAGGAGGCACAUCUCCACCCUCACACUGAAGGACUGGCAGCACCAGUUGAGCAAUCCUCCUCCACAUCCAGCCUGUCCGUCACCAGGCCUGGAUCUAGGCACAGGAGCUUAGAGGCAGACUCGUGGUCCGAGGCCUCGUCGCGGAUGAGCCGUAGGCCGUUCAUUGGGCUCUCUGAUAAGGAGCUCCUAAAGUUUGCUUUCUCAUACCCCCAGACUGAAGGAGCCGCAGAGAGCCCGGAGAUCAACGAUGAAGGGGAACCGAAUGCAAACGAGUCCUUGAAGUACGUCCCUGGAAAGGCGAGAUCCCACCACCUGCAAAUGAUGAUGUCCUCGGACGAGCUGGAGGAGGAGCGAAGGUCAGUGGAAACUACAAAUAUGGGCGCCACUUUCUGAUUAAUGCCCCCUUCGUAAAGAGUUCAUAAGACAUUAAUAAGAACAUUGAAAUGGGGAGACCCCUCAUAUAGCGGCACACCGGACGGUCCAUGAUUAAUUAAAGCGCUGUGGACGAGUGUCAUGUUUGAGGAGGGUUUUCUACAACCUGGCAACCCAAAAGUUGUUCUUAUUAAUGAAUUAUGACCGAUCAUAAGUAAAGCAUUAAUCAACAAUGUAUUAACCGUUAAUAAAGCCAUUGAAAGGGUGCCUUGUGAAAAUGUGCCCAAAUAUGUCACAGAGUAAAUUCACCUUUACCUAUCUGCUUGAUAUCCCCCACUGUCCUCCUAAAAUACUCAAACUGAACAAAAAUACCUUGAACAUUCUUUGCCAAAGUUUUUACUAAAAAUCAAAUGUCAAAUGAAGUUCCCUUGUUUCCUCGUUGCUGCUCUCUCUCUGUCCAGAGUCCUGUCCUCUUCCUCCUCCUCCCUCUAAUCUCCCCAACGCUGUCUUCACGUGUGUUUUUGUGUUGUUGCCGUUUCCCUCCACGUCCUCUUCAGGCUAGACUGAGUAAGGCCAGAUUGAGUCUCUGCCAGGCAUUAGCUGAGGGAUGAAUGACACGAGACUCACAGAAACCACUCGAAGCGUUCGCUGGCUGCUGGGGAGGGGAAAAAAAUAGAAAACAGAGGAGCACCAAGUUUUAUUUUCUAUAAUGUAUCUGCAUGCCCUGCUCUUAUCAUUGCAGGAUACACUCCAGCACAGACUUUAACUGUCUGUGAGCCUGAAAAAGGAGCAAUUAUUGUGGUAAAGUAUGAGUUAUUCUCACCCGUUUAUCGCAGGGGAGUCACUUUCUGGCCAUUGUAUGAAAACUACUCUAAAGCCAUUUUGCAUUCUCAGUUUUGAACUCGGCAGUGAUUUUCUUUUUUUUGGGCCUCAUCAGCUCUUUUUUCUUUAAGUGGCCAUGAAGCGACUGAUACACAUCCCACACACCCGCCUCCCCGCUGCCCCAUUAGACGUGUGAUUCUCAGGUGUCACAGCAGGUGUUGAUUGUGUCUCCAGUCGUCACCUCUGACAGAAGAGUGUUAGUUAAUCCUCUCAGGACUCUCCUCUGUUCUGCCACUAGGAGGACUCAGUGUAACGCAACACUGGGACACUUGGGCUGACCAGGGCUGGUUUUUGUGAGCCAGUUGCUUACAAAAACUCUUCAGGCACUAUGGAAUGGAGAGAGUUGACGACCGUUUAUGCUUUGACAAUAAAUCUUAUCGUAAUAUGUGAUGUCAGGAUCAAACUUUUAAAGACAAAUAUGAAACACAAGCUAUUACAAUAACUUUGUUCAAUGCUUAAAA